AUGGCUGCUGGGGGCGGCGAGCCGGCGCUGCGGUUCAAGAGCGUGUGCGUGGUGGGGGGCGGCGUGGCCGGCCUGGCGGCGGCGCGCGAGCUGCGGCGGGAGGGCCACGCCGUCACCGUCAUGGAGCAGAGCGGCGACGUCGGCGGGCAGUGGCUGUACGACCCGCGGACCGACGCCGAGGACCCGCUCGGCGCCGCGGCGCCGGUGCGCGUGCCCAGCAGCAUCUACGCGUGCCUCCGCCUCAUCAGCCCGCGCGAGGCCAUGGGCUUCUCCGACUUCCAGUUCUUCCCCAGGGACGGGGAGGGCCGCGACCCGCGCCGCUUCCCAGUCCACGGCGAGCUGCACUGCUACCUCCGGGACUUCUGCGACGCCUUCGGGCUCAUGGACGCCGUCAGGCUAAACACCCGGGUCCUGCGCGUCGCCCCGGCGCCGACGUCGACGACGGUGACGCGUCAGUGGACGGUGAGGUCCGUGCUGCGCCUCGGCACCACCGAGGAUGAUGAUGUCGCGCAGGAGGAGGAGGAGGAGGUGUUCGACGCCGUGGUGGUGGCCACGGGCCACUACUCGCAGCCGAUGCUCCCGAGCGACAUCGAGGGCAUGGGGGAGUGGACGCGCCGGCAGCUGCACAGCCACUCGUACCGGACGCCGGAGCCGUUCCGCGGCGAGGCGGUGGUGGUGGUCGGGUGCGCGGAGAGCGGCAAGGACAUUGCGCUGGACCUCUGCCGCGUCGCCAGGGAGGUGCACCUCGCCGCCAGCUCCGAGGCCACGGCCGCCACGCCGGCCCUGUCGAGGAUGCUGGCCAACCACGGCGACGUGCUGCGCCUGCACACGCGGAUCCGCUGUCUUCAUGCCGACGGGCGCGUGGAGUUCGCGGACGGCUCCUCCGUCGUGGCCGACACGGUGAUCUACUGCACGGGGUACACCUACUCGUUCCCGUUCCUGGACACGAGCAGCGCGGUCACCGUCGACAGCGGCGGCCACGUCGUCGGCCCGCUGUUCGAGCACGUGUUCCCGCCGUCCCUGGCGCCGUCGCUGUCCUUCGUGGGCGUGGCGAGGAAGGUCCUGAUCCCGUGGUUCUUCGAGGUGCAGGCGCGGUGGGUGGCGCAGGUGCUGUCGGGCCGCCGCGCGCUGCCGUCAGAGGAGGAGAUGCUGCGGUCCGUGGAGGCGCACCUGCUCGCCAGGGAGGCCGCGGGCGUGGCGAGGAAGCACACGCACAACAUCGCCGGCAUCGAGCCUGAGAAGAUGUACGAGUUCGGGGAGAGGUACUCCGACUUGCCGCCGCUGGAGGAGUGGAAGAAGGAGCUGGUCAUGUCCAGCAUCGCCAGCAUGAUGGCCGACGUCGAGACCUUCCGCAACCGCGCCGAUGACAGCGAGAUCGUGAGGAAGGGCCUGCGGGGAUGGCUCGACUUGGCUGCUCAAGCUCAAGCAAAAUCUAUGGCUGUUGCCGUUGACGUUGAAGCUGAUGUGCAGGCCAUGGCUAAUUAAGCUUCUGUCCUCCUCAGCGGAAUUACGAGU
Molecule: messenger RNA, 1515 nt
Organism: Triticum dicoccoides
Lineage: Eukaryota; Viridiplantae; Streptophyta; Magnoliopsida; Poales; Poaceae
Product: flavin-containing monooxygenase FMO GS-OX-like 8
Exons: 1
Coding region: 1-1485 (494 amino acids)
Molecular function (GO): flavin adenine dinucleotide binding; NADP binding; N,N-dimethylaniline monooxygenase activity
Source: RefSeq, a predicted model, not a curated record